Molecule: messenger RNA, 5507 nt
Organism: Onychomys torridus (southern grasshopper mouse)
Lineage: Eukaryota; Metazoa; Chordata; Mammalia; Rodentia; Cricetidae
Gene: Cxxc4
Product: CXXC finger protein 4
Exons: 4
Coding region: 561-1652 (363 amino acids)
Cellular component (GO): nucleus
Molecular function (GO): zinc ion binding; methyl-CpG binding
Source: RefSeq, a predicted model, not a curated record
AGAGACUCCCCGGCUCCCUCCCUCCCUCCCUCGCACACAGCGACUGGAGACGGACCGGGAGCAACGCGCUGGGAAGAGCAGAGACCACCGACAACAGCCCCGCGCUCUCCCACACACGCUCACACUCGGCGCUUUCCUCUCCACCCCCACCUCCUCCUCCUUCCACCCCCUCCACUAACACCAUCUCCUCCUCCUCUCUGCAACAAGAAAAAAAAAGCCAUUUACAGGGGGUGAUGUGCAACUAAUUAAAGGCAGACUGGCAGCGUCUGCAAAUUCUAAGGCUCCCCAAAUAAAAAGAGACUGUUGUAACAGUUGGAGGAUAAUGCAAAGGAAGACACUGCCUGGGAAUUCACCGUCUGUGGACAUGCGCCCCAGAGAGGACUAAAGCAGCCCUCACCUUGCUCUCCCAACCCGGAUCCCCCUUUCCUGCCCGGCCCGGCCGGUACCCGGACCCCACCAUCACCCGCUUCCCUCCCUCCCACCUCUCCCCUUUUCCCACCCAGGUGUCGGACCAGGCGGUCCCCACUUCCACCCUGCACCCCUUCUUCUCCCCCUGCACCAUGAACACCAAUGUCUGCGUGGAGCCCGGGCCGAGCCCGGAGGCCCCGGGCUUGCCCAAGGAAAGCCACCUGCCCGAGGGGGCCCUGAACAGCCUUGUGGAUUACAACUCGGAGAUGGAGCGCUACCGCUCCUUUGCCACCUCCUUCUACAAGACCAACGGGGGCGCCUUCCCGCAGGCAGCCAAGAUCGCGCGCAUCACCACCCCCAUCUUCCCCAGCAGCGCCGCCGCCGCCGCGGCCGCCGCACGCAUCGGCAUGUCCCCGUGGAACUGCGACAACGCGGCCACCGCCGCCGCCACCGCGAUGCUCUGGGGCAGCGGGGGCGGUGGCGGGGGCGGCGGGGGCGGGGGUGGGGGCGGCGGGGCCGGCAGGAAAUCCUCCUCGGCCGCCGCCUCCUCCUCCGCCUCCUCCUCGGCGAUCCUCCCCGCCGCCGGCGGUGGCGGCGGCGGUGGUGGUGGUGGUGGCGGCGGCGGCGGCGGAGGCGGCAGGACCAGCAUGCACCACCGGAACGACUCCCAGCGGCUGGGGAAGGCUGGCUGUCCGCCAGAGCCGUCGUUGCAAAUGGCAAAUACUAAUUUCCUCUCCACCUUAUCCCCCGAACACUGCAGACCUUUGGCGGGGGAAUGCAUGAACAAGCUCAAAUGCGGCGCUGCUGAAGCAGAGAUAAUGAAUCUCCCCGAGCGGGUGGGGACUUUUUCCGCUAUCCCGGCUUUAGGGGGCAUCUCAUUACCUCCAGGGGUCAUCGUCAUGACAGCCCUUCACUCCCCCGCAGCAGCCUCAGCAGCCGUCACAGACAGUGCGUUUCAAAUUGCCAAUCUGGCAGACUGCCCGCAGAAUCAUUCCUCCUCCUCCUCGUCCUCCUCGGGGGGAGCUGGCGGAGCCAACCCCGCCAAGAAGAAGAGGAAAAGGUGUGGGGUCUGCGUGCCCUGCAAGAGGCUUAUCAACUGUGGCGUCUGCAGCAGUUGCAGGAACCGCAAAACGGGACACCAGAUCUGCAAAUUUAGAAAAUGUGAAGAGCUAAAGAAAAAACCUGGCACUUCGCUAGAGAGAACACCUGUUCCCAGCGCUGAAGCAUUCCGGUGGUUCUUUUAAAGCCGUAGUAUAUCUUAUUUUCAAGGCAUUUGGAAAUGAAGGGCAAACUAAUGUCUUGUUUUAAGAAACCACUUAGUCCACCAUUGAAGAAAAUAUCCAGAAAUUAUUUUCAUUUUAUGUAUAGGGAUUUCUUCAAAAAACAAGAGGAAAAGAAAAGAAAAAAGAUAUAAAAAUACCAGGGAAGCUUGGGGAAUUGGCCAGUCUUACUUGCUUUCAAUACACUGAUCCUUCCUUUGAUGUAAUUUAGCUAUACUAGUGAAGUUGUUGUCUAUUUUGAAAGUGGCUGUAAAAAAAAAAAUAAGUUUGGGUAACCCCCGACUGUAAAAUCAUGUAUCUUUGCAAAGUACAUAUCUAUACUUCAUUUUCAAAUAUAUGUGAUUCAGUACUGUAAACUGUACAGAUAGCAGCUUGUAUUUUGUGUGUUUAGACACAAGGAGACAAUCAUGUCUGAGCAUCUAUGGAGAUUAACAGUUUGUACACAACAAUAUGGUUCUGCAAGUUAAAUCUGGAGCAAUAAAUUUUAGCUUUAAAUAUUUUCGCCAGUUGUUUGUAGAAGCAGCAACAGCACUGGUGAUAAUUCACGCAUCUUUCUGGAGAGACUGGAGGGCCAGUUUCACAAGACUAAAAGAUAAGGCUGCAUCCAGCAAUUACCUUCAAUUGUGUCAAUGUAAGAGGGGAAGCUACUGUGAAGGUCUCAAUUAAUCUUUUGAGCACUAUAUUAGAGUAGUGGUUAUGCACUUGCGUUGCUUACAAACGAGCUGUAUAGAGGGUAUACCCCCCAAAUACUUAGUGUAGUUGACUUGUUUGGGUUGCACUGUAAGGGGAGUACUCAGCAUAGUUGGAAAAUGCAGAAUCAGUUGUAUAAUUUUUUUUAUUAAAAAAAAGUGUUUUCUAGGCUGAAGUUAUCAGAUCAUAGAAAGAGAAAAUCAUGCCUGACAUUUCUUUUUCCCCUAGCCAUACACAGGCUGUCCAAGCUUUUUGAUUCUUUGUUUAUUUUUUGCUUUGGUAAGGGGUAGGAAAAAUAAAAACAGAAGAGUAUUCAUAUGUUUUAAUUCCAUGUAAGACAUUGAAUGGGUAGGUUUAAAACAACACUUGAAUGCAUUGAAGCCUACUUUAAGACAUGGCUGGGCAUAUUUUCAAGUUGAAAAUAAUUAAACACAUUCAUUAAAAGUGAGUCUUUUUGGUUCUUUAUCUUCCUUUCCAUAGCCUCUCAGUUGGACUAGUGUUCUUCCCCCAGGCUCUCAGAGGAACACCCACUGCUUCCAUUCCCAUUUUUAUCACUGGAUGCUUUCUUUCCAUGAAGCAAGGACACAGUGUGAGGAAUUUGAUAAAAACAAGACAGCCCAUCCCCCAGAUACUUUGUAGAACCCGGGCACCUUGUCCUUAAGACUGGAUUUUCCUAGGACAGUCAUGUUUCUUAAAGGACGCCUAUCCCAUUAAGACAAAUAUUUUGAAUUUUUUUUAAAAACUAGACUGUAAGGAUCAGUUUCAGGAAUAAAAUAUAGUUUAGGAAAAACACAUAGAAUAACAAAGUUGCCAUGUUACUUCCAUCUUUGUUCUUUGUGCCUGUCAAAAGGUUAGCAAGAUGAGUCAGAAGAAAAGCCACAGAAGAGAGUGGUAGUUCAGUGAGGACUUGCAAGUGCUUCAAAGGCUGGCAGGGGAAUAUUUUUAAAAAAUCUCGUUUUAGCGUUGAAUGGGAAAUGGGAUUACACAUUUUUUUUUUCUAAAGGCAGGUCAGGUACACCAUCACUGGAGUGAGCACCUUGAUGAGACCAUAGUAGGUUUGUAUGAUGCCAGUGUGGGACGCCAGUGGGAUGAAUGUGCCUAGCUAGCAUACCAAUGCUUAGUCUGCAGUAUGGUCAAGCAGUCUUUGUGAGGGAAAUGCAUUAUGUAUUACACCCACUUAUGUUUAGAGAAAGGAAUGAAAUCAUCAACAGCUGUAUAUUACUUUUGAGAUAGCUUUCUACUCCAUGUGUAUUCCUUAAGAGGGUUGGUAGUUCUAAUUUCUGCUUCUGCUGUAGGACCAAUGAGCGCUGUAUGAGUUUGUCAUUGUCCCAUUGGUUCUGUUCUUCCCUCUCUGUGUGUUUUUACAAUUUUUAUUUUACUUUAUUCUUACUUUUGCCAAUUUGUUAACUAUGAGUACUUGGAAACUUAUUUUAGCACUUGAAUGGGAAGCUUCCCUUGCUUUUGUAAAAAUGAUCAGAAAUUAAACAAACUUCUUUUCAGACUGUAUUAGGCACACAAUAAGGAACUCAUAGCAAUGUAUGGACAGUCAAAAACUCAAGUUGGUAUUGCAUGUCUUGAUGUAUUUUUUUUUUUUGGCUUUUUUUUCCCAAGACAAUGAAUCUGUGUAUUGUAAAUGUGUUGUUUCACAUGGCAGUUCAUUUAUUUUUAAUGAAAGGAAUUUGUUACUAUAAUGAACAGUGUGGCCUUUUUCUUUAAUUCUCGUACAUUUUAUUAUUUACACUAAUUUCUAUUUAUGCCACACACUUUUUAUGUUUCCACUUAAACUCAGUUUGCGAGAUGUAGGGUACAUAUAGAAUUCUCACUGGUGAUGGUGAAGAAAUUAUCCUUCUAGAUUGCCUCUAGUUUUCUUUCUCAAUUGUCUAUGUACAGACAACUUGUAGCCUUAGGGCAGUGACUUGAAGGUAUGCAUUUUCUUUAUUCCAAAAUAUCAAUGAAACAUAACCUUUUACAGUUGAUCACUGUAUGUUUCAUUUUCCAUAUCAAGGAAACUUAGAAAUUAGUCAUCAUAUUGUAGGUUGUAUAUAUACAACUUAAAAAUUACACAUCAGAUAUUGCUAAGGCUAUUAUAGAAAUCUACACACAUAAGAGUCCAGUUCAGUGUAUGUCAUGCCCUGGCAGCUUUUAAGGGGAGACCAGGAGAAUAUGGGACAUUGCCACAUAGAGUACUAAGCAAAUGCUCCCCUUAGCUAGCCCUCAGAACUCCAGAAGAAUAUUAUAAUGCAGACCUCUGUCUUCUCUGACCUUCAGACUAAGGUGAGUUUCCUUCUAGUGGACUCCAUCUGUCCUCAUACAAGCAGAAGCAUACUCACAAAGUAGUACUGAAUCUAUCCUUGGGACAUAAGUAGAAUCAUCUUCCCCUAAGAUAUGCAUAUGUAAAAAGUCUCCUGGUCGCUUAACUCCAAACCCUCAAUUUCCUUCUGAGUAAUCACAGGGGUGGGAGACAAUGGGCUUACUAUGAAUUAAUAUUAAGUAAUCACGAAAAGAAAGAAAUGUGUCCAUCCCUUGUUAGAGCCCCUGGCAUGGACGUUGUUCAAUUAGUGCAAAAGCAUAUAAAGCCUUUAAACUGAUAGUAUCAGUAAUCAAAGAAUGAGAAGAGGGACACAGCUAAAUGAAUGCAUGAAUCAGGGUCAAAUAUGUUGAGCAGAAAGCUGGAGUGGGUCUUUGAUCAUGGCGGGAUUCUCAGCAAUAUCAAACAGUUGGUUCUCAUGUAACAGCUAAACGUUUCAGAUUUUGGUUUUAUUAAAUUUGGCAUUUCACACUGAGAUAUGUAUUCCUAGUGAAUAAAACACAGCUACUGUGUUCAGAGGGAUUCCACUUCACAAUUGCCAAAUAGAUAUUUCAGGACAUGGGCCACAAAGGUGUCCUCCUGUUCCGAACUGUGCAGUUAUCAGUUACAUUUUCUAAUAGAUAUUUGUGUAAAGGUGUAUGUAAGCUUGUGCAGUUAUUUAAAAAAGCAGUUUUGGAAAACAGUGUAUUUAUUAAAGAAAAAUCACUUAUGGGGCAUGUACAAAACUGUAAAAAAAAAAUUAAAAAUCACUUCAAUUUGCCCAGUAAAGUUGUUUUUGUGAAAUUUCUGUGUUGUUAAAUAAAGGACUUUAGUAUUCAAAA